This is a messenger RNA of Heterocephalus glaber (naked mole-rat), 2473 nucleotides long. It is a transcript of the gene Slc22a1, whose product is annotated as solute carrier family 22 member 1. Gene Ontology annotation, molecular function: transmembrane transporter activity. Gene Ontology annotation, biological process: transmembrane transport. NCBI's taxonomy places the organism in Eukaryota, Metazoa, Chordata, Mammalia, Rodentia, Bathyergidae. The record is from RefSeq and is a predicted model, not a curated record. Gene Ontology annotation, cellular component: membrane.
GGUUGCUUUCCUGAUAUAUCAUGCUUGGUCAACAACUUGAUUUCAAACUACUCUGUUCCAUAGAGCCUCAAAUGAGACCUUGAAUGUGGCCACUGCAGCCUGGAACACAUCUGGCCAGGUUGAUAAGGGUGCUGUCCAAACAUGCCCACUGUGGAUGAUGUUCUGGAGCAGGUUGGGGAAUUUGGCUGGUUCCAGAAGACAAUUUUUCUGAGCCUGUCCCUGGUCUCGAUUGCCUUAGCCCCCAUCUACUUGGGCAUUGUCUUUCUGGGCUUCACCCCGGACCACUGGUGCUGGAACCCAGGGGUGGCUGAGCUGAGCCAGCGAUGUGGCUGGAGCCUGGCCGAGGAGCUCAACUAUACAGUGCCAGGCCUGGCGGCUGAGAACAAGGCCUUUCUCCACCAGUGCAUGCAGUAUGAGGUGGACUGGAACCAGAGCACCCUCAGCUGCAUAGAUCCUCUGUCCAGCCUGCCUUACAAUAGGAGCCGCCUGCCACUGGUCCCCUGUCAGCACGGCUGGGUGUAUGACAUACCUGGCUCCUCCAUCGUCACUGAGUUUAACUUGGUGUGUGCAGACGCCUGGAAAGUGGACCUCUUUCAGUCAUGCGUGAACUUGGGCUUCUUCCUCGGCUCCCUGGGCAUUGGCUACAUUGCAGACAGGUUCGGCCGUAAGCUGUGUCUCCUGGGGACAGCCCUGGUCACUGCUGUGUCAGGUGUACUGACAGCAGUGGCUCCAGACUACAUAUCCAUGGUUCUCUUCCGCCUGGUGCAGGGAAUGGUCAGCAAGGGCGUCUGGAUGUCGGGCUACACCCUGAUCACAGAAUUUGUUGGCUCAGGCUACAGAAGGAUGGUGUCGAUCUUGUACCAGGUGGCCUUCACAGUGGGGCUGGUGGGGCUUGCUGGGGUGGCAUAUGCCAUUCCACACUGGCGCUGGCUCCAGCUGGCUGUGUCCCUGCCAACCUUCCUGUUCCUGCUCUACUACUGGUGUGUGCCGGAGUCGCCCCGAUGGCUGUUAUCGCAAAGGAGAAACACUCAAGCGGUAAAGAUCAUGGACUACAUUGCCCAGAAGAACGGAAAACUGCCUCCUGCUGAUUUAAAGAUGCUCUCUGUCGAGGAGGAUGUGACGGAAAAGCUGAGCCCUUCGUUUGUGGACCUGUUCCGCUCGCCGGCCCUGCGGAAGUACAGCUUGGUCCUGAUGUACCUGUGGUUCUCCUGCGCUGUGCUCUACCAGGGCCUCAUCUUGCAUGUUGGGGCCACUGGCGAGAACCACUACCUGGAUUUCUUUUACUCCUCACUGGUCGAAUUCCCUGCGGCCUUCAUCAUGCUUGUGACCAUUGACCGAGUGGGCCGAAUCUAUCCGUUGGCUGUGUCUAGUCUGGUGGCAGGAGCGGCCUGUUUAAUCAUGAUUUUUAUUCCACAUGAUCUGCGCUGGCUACAAAUCUUGGUGGCUUGUGUUGGCCGGAUGGGAACCACCAUCAUGUUGCAAAUGAUCUGCCUGGUGAACACCGAGCUGUAUCCCACCUUUAUCAGGGGCCUUGGGAUGAUGAUGUGUUCUUCUCUCUGUGACUUGGGUGGGAUCAUCACACCCUUCAUAGUCUACAGGCUGAUGGAAGUUUGGCAAGCCUUGCCCCUCAUUUUGUUUGGGGUGCUGAGCCUGACUGCUGGAGGAAUGACGCUGCUUCUUCCAGAGACCAAGGGGGUCUCUCUGCCUGAGACCAUUGAGGAUGCUGAGAAUCUCCAGAGGAAAGCGAAGCCCAAAGAAAACACAAUUUACCUCCAGGCCCAAACAUCUGAAUGCGAAGGCACCUGAGAGCUGCUUUACUAGGAGCUGAACAGAAGAGAUGAAGAGGGAUUUAUCAUUCAAAAAAACUCCCAGAGAUCUUUGCUUUUCUGUAUUCUUCCUCAUACUUGCUUGCCCCAAAUUAAUCUCAAUCCUAAAGAAUUAUCUGAAUGUGCUUUGUCUUGACUUGUUUUAUUUCUUAAGCGCCCCAAAUCUCUAUCUUUUAUCUGCUCUAGUGAGAGCUGGUGUUUCCGUUGGUAUCAAGUACAGUAAUUAAUUACAUAAAGUACUUUGGAGAUCAAAUAGAAAUUAAAUACUGUUACCAAAAAGGUCCCCAUAACUGUUUUCCUAAAAUGGUCUUGUUAAUUUACUGUCUGGAAGAAAAUUCCUUUACAUUUGCAGAAAUCUGAGUUGGUAAAAGCAUUUCAAUUUGUAGAUUGCUUGGUGGCCCUUGGUUUAUAAACAUGGUGGCUCUUCCAGCAAACUGUAUUUCAGUUGAGUUUAAAUAAAGUGAUGGAAGAAAACAUGAUCCCCCUUUGAAGACCAUUUUAGGAGGGAUGUUUCAUCCACCUAUGUUCCAGGAGUAUGUUACUCUAUGUCACUCUUGGAUUUGGUUCUUAAUGGUGAUUCUAGAAGAUGAACUCAUAUGCUAACUGUGAAAUAUCAUAAUAAAUACAUCAAAAAAUGUUCACUUUUA